Molecule: messenger RNA, 4656 nt
Organism: Homo sapiens (human)
Lineage: Eukaryota; Metazoa; Chordata; Mammalia; Primates; Hominidae
Gene: BEND2
Product: BEN domain containing 2
Exons: 14
Coding region: 137-2578 (813 amino acids)
Cellular component (GO): nucleus
Molecular function (GO): DNA binding
Source: RefSeq, a predicted model, not a curated record
AUUGUGCCUCGGACAACGAGUGUACGCAGUUACCACACAGUUACCAAGCAGUUACCUCAGAGCCGCGGCGCAGACGUAGGCCUCAGGUCUCGGGCCUCAGGUCUCGGGCCUCAGAGCCAGACCCCGCCAUCUCACGAUGUCAGAGAGGACCCAGGAACAGGAUUUUGUUAUUAUAACUGUCGACGACAGUGAUGAUAACAAUGAUUGCAGUAUUGAGAUGGUGGAAGUUUCUGAAACAGCAGAUAAUUCCACUAAUGACAUAGCAGAUGAUUCCACUUAUGUCACAGCAGAUAAUCCCACUGAUGACACAGCCACACAACCAAAUUUUCCAGGCGGCAAUGAUGGCCAUCACCGUCCACUCCAAAUGUCAUAUGGGUCUGGCUCUGUCACCCAGGCUGGAGUGCAGUGGCAUGAUCACAGCUCACUGCAGCCUCAACCUCUUGGACUCAAGCAAUUCUUCCACCUCAGCCUUCCCAGUAGCUGGGAUGACAGGCGCACGCCACCAUGCCCAGUAGCCCAUGGUGACCAAAUAGUUUCACAGAUAAACCACCCAGUACAUUUAAGAAGAUACAGUUACAACUCAGAGGAAGUGGAUUUUCCAAAAAGAGGAAGAUUCUAUACUCCAGAGGUACAGUCUAGCAUAUCACCACCAGCGGAAAGGCAGGAAACCCAUGCCUGGGCCAGCCCUGCUGUAACAUCUCUUGAGUCAGCAGCAUGUCAUGAACUGCAGGAAGCAGACCUCAGUGAGAGUUUAUCAUAUCCCAGAAUUGUCUCCUCAAGUUCAUUACAGCAGUAUGUCGCACAAGGUGGCUCAUUUCCUUGUUUCGGUAUGCCAUGGAACUUUAUCAGUGGAGGUGCUGAAAGUACCAAUGCUGUCAUCUCAUUUGCCAAUGCUACUACAGCAGUACCUAUGGCAGUUCUGUCACGAAGAGAAUCCAGUCUGGCAAAUAACCCUGGUGUGGUGAAUUACUCUGCUCUACCAGAAAAUGAAAAUGUGGGCCCAGGUAGAGCCUUGUCAUCUUUCUGCUUCCAUCCCAAUUUGGAAAUGCCAGAAAGACCAGCAAACAGCAGUAAAAACAGCACUGAGACAGCGAAUUAUCCAACUUUAAUGGGAAAUUACAAUGGCCAAAAUACUGCCUCUUUAUCUGUCUUCAUCCCUCCCUAUUUUGCUGAGAAAAUUAUACUUACUGAAAUGCCAGGAACAACAGAAACCAACGUGGAAAAUAACUCUCAGACAGUGUAUUACCCAGCUUUAUCGGGAAAUACGAGUGCCCCAUAUCCAGCCUCUUCAUAUCUUCCCAUCACUUCUAAUUUUGCACUGCAAAAUGUUUUACAUAUUGAAAUGUUGUUCAAAACAGAAUCUGGCCCACAAAUGAGUUAUGGGACAAUGAGUUACUCAACUGAAAUGAAAAAUAACUGUGACCAAGAUGAUGCUUCAGCAUCUGCCUGCCUCACUCCCGAUUUUGCACUGUUACCUCUGAAUAUUUUGGUAAAAGUAGACACCAACACGGAAAACAGCGUCAACACAAUGAAUCGCUCAACUUUAUUGGACAGUGACAGUGGCCAGGAUUCUUCCUCAUCAUCUGUCUGUAUCCCUCCCAAGUAUGGCUAUCUUGGUGAUCCAAAAAGAAAUGUCAGAGUACUUAAAAUCCAUUUGCUGGCCGUACAAAAUAUGGCCAAACCUAAGCAAGCAGCCUGCUACUUGGUUCGUAUUUUGUUCUCCAAGGAAAUCCUGAUUAGCAGCUCAGUGGAUAUCCAUUUGAAAGACAGCCAAUCCCUCGACCCGAACAAAAUGGCUGCAUUGAGAGAAUAUCUGGCAACAACUUUUCCCACCUGUGAUUUGCAUGAACAUGGAAAAGACUGGCAGGACUGUAUUUCUGGUAUCAAUUCUAUGAUCUACUGUUUAUGUUCUGAAGGCAAGAGUACUCCAAAAACUGUUCGCAAAAAUAAAAAACGUACCAACCGUGUUGCAUCGGCAUCUGCAGAUAGAAAUGACCAAAGGGGCAGAGAUGGUGGUGAAGGCUGUUCUUGGAUGUUUCAGCCAAUGAAUAACUCCAAAAUGAGAGAAAAGAGGAACUUGCAGCCAAACAGUAAUGCUAUCCCUGAAGGAAUGCGAGAACCUUCCACUGAUAAUCCAGAGGAACCUGGUGAAGCAUGGAGCUAUUUUGGAAGACCAUGGAGAAAUAUACGGAUGCCAUGUUCAGUACUGACUUUGGCAAAAACUAAGUCUUGCGCAAGCCUGUCGGCUAGAUACCUUAUUCAGAAACUCUUCACAAAAGAUGUCCUGGUCCAAAGUAACGUCUAUGGCAAUCUGAAGCAUGGCCUGUGUGCCCUUGACCCCAAUAAGAUUAGUGCUCUCCGAGAGUUCCUCCAAGAAAACUACCCAAUUUGUGAUCUCUCGGAAAAUGGAAGAGACUGGAAGUCGUGUGUGACCUCCAUCAACAGCGGUAUCCGUAGCCUUAGACAUGACGUCAGAAGGGCUGAAGCCAGGUCUCAGUCGCUUCCAGCAGUGACCCCUCCAGAGCUGGAGCAGGAGUCAAAGCCAGGAGAUCCCGACGCCACUGACCCAAGCACCUGAACGGCAGCUGCCAAACUUUUUUUUUUUUUUUAACUGUUAAGACUAUUUUGUAAGUUUCUCAAGUUCUAAUUCCAAAAUCAGCCUGCUGUACUGGCAGAGUAGUUUGCAUUGACACCUGUAGUAAUCGCCAAACCUCUUUUUCUGCUCAUAAAGGAGGUAGAAUCACAUUAGGAAGAUACGUAAUGUUUCAUCUGUGGAUUUGAUGACAACCUCUGAUUGAGGGAAUGGUAGUAAACUCCUCAUGGGCUUGUGACCCAUGGCUUUGACUUAGAUAAUUGACAUUAAUAUACUUUGUUUUUUUGAUAAGGUAGAGAAAGAAAUUCAAUAGAAAGUAAGGAGCCACUCAGUCAAAUAAUAUAAUUCGUAUAAAACUUGACAAGUCUUUUUAUUUUUGUGACUUGUGAGAUAGUUUAAGAUAUUUUUAUGUGACCAAUUUGUAGAAUGAAUACAUAUUUUCAAAGUUAUCUUUUCAAAAUUCAACUUUUAGAGUAUUUUAGCAAAAUAUAUGUAUAGUUUAUAAUAUAGAAGUAUAGCUUUAUAAAGAUAUUAAGGAUUUAUUUUUUAAAAUAAUUCUCUGAAUAGUUUGCUGUAGUAGUUGCCUUCAGCUUAAUAAAACCAUAGUACUUCUACAUACAUCUUUAUAAGUUAGGCUAUGCCUACAAAGGUCUUAAAAAGUAGAUAAUUUACCGGGUGUAGUGGCUCACACCUGUAAUCCCAGCACUUUGGGAGGCCGAGACGGGUGGAUCACCUGAGGUCAGGGGUUCGAGACCAGCCUGGCCAACAUGACGAAACCCCAUCUCUACUAAAAAUACAAAAAAAGUAGCCAGGCAUGGUGGCAAGCACCUGUAGUCCCAGUUACUCGGGUGGCUGAGGCAGGAGAAUCACUUGAACCUGGGAGGUGGAGACUGCAGUGAGCCGAGAUUGUGCCACUGCACUCGAGCCUGGGUGACAGAGUGAGACUCCGUCUCGGGAAAAGAAAAAAAAGAAGUAGAUAAUUAAAAAAAUCUUGCAUAAAAAAAAAUCUUCCAUAAAGGGCAAAAAGGCUUUAACUUCCAUUAUUCAGAUUUAAUCCAACUAAGAUAGUCUUUGGCUUCAUUCACUGUUCAGUUUCACAAGUUUUUUACAACUACUAGUAACAGAGCUAAUACAGAAUAGUAAUCCACAUUAUAAACAUAGAUCAAAAUACCACAUCAUACCCCAUAAAUACAUGCAGUUAUUAUUUGUCAAUUAAAAAUAAAAUUUUUUUAAAAGAAAAGUACAGUUCGACCCUAGGCAAGAAGAAAUUUCAAAUUGUAUAUGCAUAUUUUGAAUUUGGUUUAUAUUUUGUGGUAUCUGAAAUAUUCCCUGGACUAGAAGCAAAACCACAGAAACAAAACUUUACAUUUAGAAAAAAAUUUCAAGACUUCUAUUGCUAACUUUAUUACAUUAGUGGUUUUUAGAAGUUAUUUAGAGCAGUCUUGUCUGAUAGAACUUUCCACCAUGAUGGAAAUGUAAAUAAAUAUACCACAUUAAAAAUAUAAAUUUGCAAUGUCCAAUAGGCUCGUAUGGCUAUUGAGCAUUUAAGAUGUAAUUAAUUAGACAGAGGAAGUAAAUUUAACAUUUUCUCUCAUUUUAGCUAAUUAGAAUUUAAAGUGAAAUAGCCACAAGUGGAUAGUGGCUACUGUGUUGGAUGGCACAGUUCAAAAUGCCUCUUAUUUAUAAAAAAAAGUGUUUAAAAGUGGUUCCCAUGGCUUGAAGAGGAAUAAUAUACACAUAACUUCUUUAAAAUCACAUUUUGUUUGAGAUGGAGAUCUUGCUAUAUUGCCCAGGCUUAUCUGGAACUCCUGGGCUCAAGAGGGAGGAUCACAUUUGACUGGACAAAAUACAUUUUAUAAAGGUGUUUUGUAUUUUAUGUUAAAGUGGAAUUGUGUCUUCAAAAUUGUGUCUUCAAAAUUUCACAAGUUAAUACUAUUACUGUAUUAGUCCAAUGUUAAACAUUUUAAAUGCCUGCUCAUAAGACUCAUUUUUGAUAAAUAAAUGUAUCUUUAAUGUUUUGUUUCCCAAAUAGAUACAAUAAAUAAACAUUUAAAAUGCCUUAA